This is a messenger RNA of Megalobrama amblycephala (Wuchang bream), 1831 nucleotides long. It is a transcript of the gene cldn15lb, whose product is annotated as claudin 15-like b. Bases 634 to 1299 code for a protein of 221 amino acids. Gene Ontology annotation, cellular component: bicellular tight junction; plasma membrane. Gene Ontology annotation, molecular function: structural molecule activity. NCBI's taxonomy places the organism in Eukaryota, Metazoa, Chordata, Actinopteri, Cypriniformes, Xenocyprididae. Gene Ontology annotation, biological process: bicellular tight junction assembly; cell adhesion. The record is from RefSeq and is a predicted model, not a curated record. The transcript has 5 exons.
AAAAUAUAAAACCACAAGCUAAUUCAAAAUAUUAAUAAAUACUAUAAAAGUACAUAAAUAAUUCUAAAAUAACACUGAUAUAUAAAUAAAAGUACUAGCUGAUCUGUUGGCCUAAAAAGCAUAUAAUACCUUCAAGACUUCCUAAAGCUUCAGACAAGGCUUUGUGAAACCAUCAUUCAUAGUCUUGAAAAACCUUCCUUUUCUAGUUUUUUUUUAGCUACUCUGUAUGAAAUGUGUCCAUGCAAACACAGACUCUAGUUAAUUCAAAAAGAAUCACAUGGUCUCUGUGUGUUUAGUCUGACCCUCUUCACACUCCACACACCCAGUGUGACUUUAUGAAAGGUCAGAGGCCUUCCAUUUUAGGGGUCAAACUCAAACUUUUCUCUAAGUCACAUGUCACUCCUUGUAUUGACUUCCUUUGUCAUCAUGGCGUUAUCUAGUAAAAGCAAUAUAGGAGGGACCGGAGUUUAUGGUUUUAUGACUCUGAUCUUGAAACUAUAACACAUUGACACACUCAAACACACUCCCAUCCUGGGACUGCGCUCGGAUCGGAGUUUAAUCUGUCCGCUGGUGAAGUUGAAGAGAGUUUCAUUGGAUAUUGUGUGUCGUCCGUGUGGAUUUGAGACGUUGAUCAUGUCGACUGCGGUUCAGAUGUUGGGCUUCUUGAUGUGUUUGGGGGGCUGGUUGCUCUCCUUCAUGUCGCUGUUGAAUGAUUCGUGGCGUACGUCGUCGUUUGUGGACCAGCUGGUCACGUCUGUGUGGUACUAUCAGAACCUGUGGCAGACGUGUGCGGAGGGAAGCACCGGCGUCACCAACUGCAAGCAGUUUGAGUCGAUGCUCGCUCUAUCUGGAUACAUCCAGGCCUGUCGCGCUCUGAUGAUAAUCGCUCUCGUUCUGGGCUUGCUGUCCGUCAUUCUGGGUGUGUUGGGACUCAAGUGCAUUAAACUGGGCAGCACGUCUGAGGAGUCGAAGGGCAAAAUCAGCCUUACAUCCGGAGUGAUGUUCAUCCUGUCAGGUUUGUGUGUUAUGGUGGCGGUUUCGUGGUACGCCGCUCAAGUCGUUAAAGAGUUUAAUGAUCCUUUUUACGGAGGAACAAAGUAUGAACUGGGCGCCGGUCUGUAUCUGGGUUGGGCGGCAGGAGCUCUGGCCAUAUUGGGUGGAGGAAUCCUCUGCACGUCCUUCAAGAGUUCAGCACCUGCACAAACACGGGGUCACAGCUAUAACUACACUGCUUCACAGCCGCAGAAGAUCUACAGAUCGGCUCCGUCAGAUAACAGCACCUCCAAAGCUUAUGUCUGAGGGGAUUAUUUUUGUACAUGGACAUGCUUUUUUAGUACUUGCAUCUUAGAAUUCAGUCGUAUUUAAUUCCCUAACGUUCCUGAAAGAAUUGCCCUCAUAGUAAUGUUCAGAUAUACAUUACCGUUCUUAUGCAUUUACUUGCAUAUUCUUAUGCAUUUAUUUGAUCAGAAAUACAGUAAAAAUAGUAGCAUUGUAAAAUAUUAUUACAGUUUUAAAUAGCUGUUCUUAUUGUGCAUGAUUCAUCAGUGUUGAUUUCAUCAUAGAUAUUACAUUUUGAUGCAAGAUUUUCUCAUUUUUGGCUGAUGUCGGACUUUAUUUUGAUAUGAAACACCCACUUUACGUCAUCAAAUCAAUUCCCUGCUGUACAUUUGUUUUUCAUCUCAUGUUUCAUGUUUAUAUCAUGUAAGUUGUCAUGCUUAUGUGGAUCAUUUUAGUUUUUUAUAUAAAUGUUACACGGUCUGUUCUGGUGUUUCGGAAAUUGCUAUUAUAUGUGUGUUUCAUGUGAAUAAAACAAUUCUGUGAAGUUUUGAAA